AGGCCUGGGCGGAGGCCCUCGCCGCAGAGCCCGGGCUCGGCGCCCGAGGGCGAGGACGCCGCGGAGGAGGCCCUGGACGUGAAGAACUUCAGCGUGGCGCGUGCGAAGGUGGACAGAGAAGACGCCGUGCACGUCAGAGGUGCAUGGGCAGGAGAAGUGCGCGCCGACGCCACCGCAGCCGGGCGCUACGAAACUGUGCAGCCGCCCGGCGCCGCCAGUUCCACGGGCAGGCGGGCCCCGCCAGCGGCUCGAACCUGCGCGCGUGGGCCGUCGCCGCGGCGGCCCCCGAGAGCGACGGGGAGGACAGCGCAGACGACGACCUGGAGUGGAUGCGGAGCCGCCAGGCGAGGCGCCAGCAGGUGCUGCCGAGCAUGCGCGAGGGCCCCAGCCGCGGCACCGACGGCUCGGGCAGCCAGGACGGGGGCGGCUCGGACAGCGGCAGCGACGUGGAGCCCAUCUUCAUGCCGCGCUGA
Molecule: messenger RNA, 473 nt
Organism: Prorocentrum cordatum
Lineage: Eukaryota; Dinophyceae; Prorocentrales; Prorocentraceae
Source: the annotation of a GenBank genome assembly